UCGAUGUUGUUCAUUCAAUAACUUGAACCAUAGUAUGGUAACUAGAAUGGUAUAGUACAUGUUUGACUGCUCACGUUACGGUUGCUUUUGAUUUGUUUGUGACGGCUAAGACUACCAUUGCUCCAUCUUUCAAAUUUCUGUUGCUUUCUUGUGUGAAAUUUCAAUCUCGUUUAAGGAACGAUACGUGAUGGACAACGUUAUGGAUCAUUGCAUUAUUGAGCAAAUGCUAAAGCGCCCGUUUGCCGCCAGAACCAUGGAAGAAAAAGUUAAAGUUAUUGGACGUUCGGUUCCUCGUCCACCUAUGGAACAAUUAAAAUCCACGUAUAAGUUGAAGGGGAAAAUUAUGUCCCGCAACUUUAAUGUGUCAUCGUAUGACCAGCAAUGGCUGUGUGGAUCGGCGAAAUUAAAUAAACUUUUCUGCUGGCCAUGUUUGCUUUUCCGUAGCGCCAAUGAAAAAAAUGUUUGGAGCAAGGAAGGAUAUAGUGAUCUGAAUCACCUUUCUGCGUCAAUUAAAACGCAUUCGAGCUCUAAAGAUCACAUAAAUAAUUCACUUGCCUUAUCGAUGUUCGGGCAAAUGAGGAUAGACGAAGCACUUGACCAUAGCCGGCAGAUCACCCGCAAUAAGCAUAACGAAGAAGUAACGAAAAACCGGAAGGGUAUGCGAACUUUAAUUGAGAUCACCUGUUUCCUUGGCACUCACGGUCUCGCCUUUCGCGGACAUUAUGAAUGUUCCGAUUCCACGAACAGAGGAAAUUAUAAAGACCUCUGCACGUUGAUCGCCGCCAGGGAUCCAGCAUUCCAGGACUUUAUAAAUAAUAAAGUUUUCAGCGGAACGUCGGGAGGAAUCCAGAACGAGCUUAUAGAAUGCAUUGAAAGCUACAUGCUUCAAACAAUUAAAAGAGAAGUUCUUGAUGCUGAGUUCGUGUCCAUUAUGAGGAUGAAUCAACAGAUACGGCUCGGUUAUCGCAACUAUCUUGUAUUCUGCGCUACUUACGGCCCGAUGGCAAGAAAUAUUCAUAAAAUAUAUUUUGCAAAUAUGUUAACAAAUAGUUGAUUUUUUUUCAAUUCAACGAGGCUCAAACAUUUUUUUGUUCAUUAAAAUUUUAGGAACACCAGUUGAAAGGCUCGUUAGAUUGGCAGACGUUAGCAGUGACAAAACCGCCGCUGCGUUGGCCGGACACGUUGAUGAAAUAGCAGCGUAUUUUAGUCUUGAUGGUGACAAAGUUGUAGCUCAGAGCUAUGAUGGAGCUGCUGUAAUGUCCGGGGACAAAUCUGGAGUGCAAACAUUGGUGAAGCAACGGUUUCCAAAAGCUGGAUAUAUCCACUGCCGCGCACAUGUGCUUAAUUUGGUGCUACUUCACUCGUGCACAAAUAACAAGAAAUCAGCAAGGUUUUUCAACACGAUCUCAUCACUCGCGGCAUUUUUCUCGCAGUCACCUAAACGCAGCGAGACAUUAAAGCAAUUUAUGGAGACCCACAUACCAAAUGUUUGCAAGACCAAAUGGUCGUAUAAUUCGCGUAUGAUCAAAAUAAUUGAUUCGAAUUAUGCAGCGAUUAAUGAAUGUUUAGGUGAGAUUUAUCUUGGCUACAGUGUCUUUGAUGCUGAAACUUGUACUACAGCCAGAGGUCUUCACGCAUUCAUGCUUGAAUUCAAUACCGUAUUCUUGCUCAAACUUUUUGCUAAUAUUUUUGCACAUACAGAUGUUCUGUAUCAAAUUUUGCAGACAAAAGAAUUGGACGUAGUAGAAUGUUUACGUAACGUCAAGGCUUGCCUCGCUUCUAUCGAAGAGCUCAAAGCAGAGCAUCAUUUCUACAGAACGCUCAAUGAUGCAAUUGAUGUUUCUGGCGAAACGGUCACUGAUAGCAACGGUAUCAAUUAUCGUCCCAUAAAUAUAUUGUAUUUAAUUUCGUUUAUCCUUGGACAAAACCUGCAUCAAACUUUCUCCGAAACGCUUCGGCUGGCCAGAAUGACAUUGCCUAUCACAACGGCGUCCAUCGAACGAACGUUUUCGGUUCUCCGACGGAUCAAAAAUUAUUUGCGCUCUAAAUCGGGCCAGAAUCGAUUAUUUGGUAUUAUGAUGAUGGCUGUGGAGAAAGAUUUACUCCAUGAGAUGAUGCUGACGCCAUUAUUUUACGACGAUAUUAUCGACAAGUUUGCGUUAAAAGUAAACCGAAGGAUUCCUUUGUUAUAUAAAUAAAUGUUGAUAAAUAAAACUUUAAAAAUCUGUUAUCGCAAUACUGUUGUUUUAAUGUUGCAAAUGUCGAUUGAACAGGUGGCCCACUUGGUCACGCGUCGCCUCUGCAAAACACGAUCCAGAAUCUGUUGGAAAUGAACCAGCAGGUCGACAGUGCCGAUUUGGAGACGGUUACGAAAGAGGAUACACCACAAUCAUCAUCUAAUCGAAUGUCGGACUCGAAUGCAAAGGUACUGUAUGCUGCACCUGUUCAGAUGGUCCUGCAUGAGGUAAAUCCGGAUGCAAUGCCAAUCGAGCUUCUAGUUUCCCCUAGUAACGGCUUUUUUCCAAGUCUAUAAGUAUUACAAACUUAAGAAAAAUAGGUUUCAAUGUCGUGUUACGGUUUGUGUAAUUAGUCUCGUGAUUGAUACGGAUACAAGACCCAGAUCCUUUAGCCGUUCUUCCAGGUUUAUAAAACUGUAUUAAAAUUUAUAGUGAUGUGUAGAAUCUGUAUUUGUAGUGAUGUGUAGAAUCGAAACUAAGUUUAAAAUAAACCAAGAAGUAACAGUG
Messenger RNA from Wyeomyia smithii (pitcher-plant mosquito), 2744 nucleotides. RefSeq names its product zinc finger MYM-type protein 1-like. Lineage: Eukaryota; Metazoa; Arthropoda; Insecta; Diptera; Culicidae. Gene Ontology annotation, molecular function: protein dimerization activity. The transcript has 3 exons. Bases 1257 to 2198 code for a protein of 313 amino acids. The record is from RefSeq and is a predicted model, not a curated record.